ACCGGCUUUUACCCGGAUUGUGGACUGGUGUGUGAGAAACAUGUGCGCCGUCCUUUCUUAAAAAGUACAUCCACACGAUAAACAUGGCCGAAGUAGAUGAAACCCUCAAAAAGAAAAGGACCUUCAGGAAGUUCACCUUCCGAGGUGUCGACCUGGAUCAAUUGCUUGAUUCGUCAAAUGAGCAAUUCAUGAGUUUGGUGCAUUGCCGUGCCAGAAGGCGUUUAUCUCAGGGCCUGAAGCGCAAGCCUAUGGCUUUAAUCAAAAAAUUGCGUAAAGCCAAACAAGAAGCCCCACCAAAUGAAAAACCAGAGAUUGUAAAAACUCAUUUGAGAAACAUGAUCAUUGUCCCAGAAAUGGUUGGUUCCAUUAUUGGAGUGUAUAAUGGAAAAACUUUCAACCAAGUUGAAAUCAAACCCGAAAUGAUUGGUCACUAUUUGGGAGAAUUCUCGAUUACGUACAAACCUGUCAAGCAUGGUAGACCCGGUAUUGGUGCUACUCACUCUUCUCGUUUUAUACCAUUGAAGUAAAUGAAUAAAAAAAAUUCAUAUUUAUAACUCAAA
Trichogramma pretiosum is the source of this 560-nucleotide messenger RNA. Its product is annotated as 40S ribosomal protein S15-like. NCBI's taxonomy places the organism in Eukaryota, Metazoa, Arthropoda, Insecta, Hymenoptera, Trichogrammatidae. The coding region runs from base 84 to 527 and encodes 147 amino acids. Gene Ontology annotation, molecular function: RNA binding; structural constituent of ribosome. Gene Ontology annotation, biological process: ribosomal small subunit assembly; translation. Gene Ontology annotation, cellular component: ribosome; cytosolic small ribosomal subunit. The record is from RefSeq and is a predicted model, not a curated record. The transcript is spliced from 3 exons.